AUGAAUGAAAAUAUAUGUAACUAUCAUGGAAAUAUUAACAAUGGGAUAGAAAAAAGCUUUUUAAUUAACACAAAAUUAUGUAAUGAUAUAAAUCAUGCAAAUAAUUUAUAUACAUCAGACAUGUUUGGUAGUAAUACUAGGGAUUUAGCUUACGAAUAUAGCAAAAGGUAUUCUAACAUCCAUAAUAAUAGCAAUUCUAAUAGUAUUAUCAACCAUAUGUUUGAUUCCUCAAUUAAUGAACUGGAAUAUAGCCAAGCAAAUGGGAAUCAUAUAUUAACGAAUAAUUUUAUAUACCCAAAAAAUAACACAAAUGAAAAUAAUUUAAAUUAUGGGAAUAACGUAUUUAAUACAUAUCGUUCCAAUAAUAUUCCUUCCAAUUAUAAAAACAAAUUAUGUAUGCAAUGUACAUGUUUUAAUAAAAAUCCUUCUGAAAUAAAUCUUUUCAAUGAUGAUAUAAAAAAUGCACACAGUAAAAAUAAUUACAGCAAGCCAUAUGAUGCUUCCUCUUUGAAGUGUACAAUUUGCCCCGGUAACGCAAGUACCUACUUAAAUGCAAACAUAGGCAAUACAUUAAAGAAUUAUGGCCCAUUAAAUGAUGGAAUAAAAAAUGGGAGUAUAAUUCCGAUUAUUGCAAAUGAAUAUUUUGCAAGCCAUUUAAAACCGAAUAUUAGUGAAAACAUUGAUCAUAGUUUUUUCCAAACUUAUGAUCAAAACAUAGCACUGAAUUUGAAUAACACAUUAAAUCGAAGUGUAAGCCAACCUUCUAUUCCGCGUAUAAAUCAAGGAGUGGAAAACAUAAGAUCGAAUCUGAGUGUUCAUUCUAUGGGUAAUAAUAAAAUAAAUACUAAUGAUAUUUAUUUAUAUCCUAAUAUUUUAAAUAAUAAUUUGAAGAAUAAAUUAAAUAAUAAUAUUAAUCAAGUUGGAACUGAUAUAUAUACCAAAAUUAAUUAUGAUGCCUUAAAUAAUAAUUGUAAUUUUAAUAAUUAUAUAAAAGAAGGACAAAAUAAUCGAUUUCUUGACAAUUCAUUAUAUCAUUCAAAUAUAAAUACUUGCUUAUUAAAUAAUAUGUCUGAUAAUAAUCAAAAGAAGAUUAUGAAUGGAAAAAGAGGGAGCGUUAUUAAUAGCUCCUCUCUCAAUUUUCCUCAAAAUAAUAUAAUAAAUUCAAACAUAAAUACUAAUAAUAAUACUAAUAAUCGAAAUAUAACAAAUUCCAUAAAUAAUAACCAUAUUAACAAAAACACACAUGUUCUUGGAAAUAAUCCAAAUGGAGUGAUCAAAAUAGGAAGUGGCCAUGAAAUAAAUAAAAAUAAAUCAAGAAUAUGUAUAACUGACCCAACAAUAGACAUUAAUAUGAAAUAUAUUAGAAAUGUAAAAGAAAAUAUAUUUCCUAAUUUAGUUAGAACAUAUCCAGAAGGAAAUAUGAAUAUAAUGACAUUUGAAAAUAAAACAAAACAAAAUAAUAAUUUAACAAAAAAUUUAUAUACAUGUAAUAUAGUAAAUAACAACACAUAUAAAGGAACUAACUUAACUACUGACCCAAGAUAUAAUAAUAUAUAUAAAGAAUAUAAUAUUGGAAAUAACCAAGAGGAUAUACAAAAUAUAUAUAAUAAAAAUUUGAUGGAAAAUAUUUAUAAUAAUAGUGAAUAUGAAAAACCUAAUAUAUAUAAAAUGGGAAAUGUAACAAAUAUCAAUCCAUUAAAUUGUGGAAAUAUUAGUGGUUUGAAUGAUCAUGAAAAUUUUAUAAAUUAUUAUAUAAACCAAGAAUAUGAAAAUGAUGAUCAAAGGAAUAUUAUAAAGAAUAAUUCCAAUAUUAUUAAUAAAUACAACAAUUUAAAUAAACAAAAAAUGUUAAACAAAAGAAGUAGCAAUUAUAUAGGCCGUGCUAAUGAUAAUAAUAAUAAUAAUUUUAUUUCUGAAAAUAAAAGAGAUAAUUUAAAAAAUGUAAACAAUUUUUCUAUGAAUAUAAAUAAUGAUUGUAAAAAUAAUACGAAAUUAAAAAAACAUAAUCGAAGGGGAAGACCAAGUAGAAAUAAUAUACUACCAAAUGAGUUAUCUCAAAAGUCUUCAAUAUUCAAUGAAAAAGAAAAUGAAUCAAAUAUUAAUAAUAAUCAUAAUGAAAUGAAAAUAUAUCAUAAUUCAAAAAGUCGUAAAAAAAGAGAAUCAACAAACAAAGAAAGUUAUAGAAACAGUUUUGAAAAAGAAGAUGGAGAAGAAAAUGGCGAUUCUGGAAAUAUUAAUAGAAAAAGUUAUAUAAAUUAUUCAAAAAAAAAAAAAAAUACAAAUGAUCAAAAUUCAUGUAUAUCAUCAAAUGUGUCAAUUUCAUCUAAUUCUUCUUUUUCUUCUGAUUCGUCUUUUUUUACUAAUGGACUUAAUGAAAAUGAAAGAAAACGAAAGAGAAAUGAAAAUGAAUCGUUAAAUAAUAAUUUUCAUAAUAAAAAAAAUAAAAUGAUCGAAAUUAAGAAAAAAAGGCCAACUGUUAUAGAUUUUCUAAAUGAAAAAUGGAAUAGAAAUUCUGUAACAGAAAAUGUUAGAAGUUAUUCGAGGGAAUAUGAAGAAAAUGAACCUCAUGAAAAUAGUUUGAACACAAAUUUAGAAAGUAUAGAUUCAGAAACAGAUAUUAAUGAUAGUGAGAUUGAAUCAUCAGAAUGUAAUAGUAAUGUUAUAGAAAAUGAAAUAAAAUUGGGAAAUGAAAAAGAAGAUAAAAGUGAGUUUUCUGUAACAGAUGAAGAAUUGACAGAAAAUGAUGAAGAACAAAAUAUAUAUAACAACAAAAUUAAUCAUGUAAAAAAAGAAAAGACUAAUAAUAGUGAUGAUGACGAUUCAUUAAAAAAUAGGAGUAAUAUUGAAAAUGUAGCAAAAAAUGCGGCGGAAAAUGGGGAAAAAGAUGUGGCAGCAAAUGUUAAGGGAAAAAAACGAAAGGAAAUGAAUUUACAGAAUUAUAAUAAAAUAAAGAAAGAAAAUUUAUUAUUUGAAAAAAAAGAAAAAUAUAAAAUUGAUAAUAAUGAAGGGGAAGGAAUAAAUGAAAAUAAAAAUGAAGGUAAUAAAUUUAAACAAAAUGAUAACAAUUUUGAAAAUGAAUAUAAUGAUAAAACAAAUCGAAAUAUUAAAAAUUUUAGUCAGCAUCUAAGGUGUGAUGAAUCAUCAAAUGGAGAAAGUAAAGUAGAUACAUCUAUGGAUUCAGACUCAUUUUAUAGUUCUGUAUAUUUGUCAGAAUAUUCUUCAGGAGAUAUAACGAGAACGGAUAGCUCAAGUCAUAAUGACAAUACAUCUAAUAUGGAUGAAAAUGUCGAAAUAUGCAAUAGUCAAACAAAUGAAUGUCAAAAUGACGAUUCUGGUAUGAAUACUAGUAAUAAUGUAUAUAUAGGCAAAAAUGAAAAUAGGGAAAUCACUAAUCGUAUAAACGAGAAAGUGAAAAAAUAUGUAGAUAGUAAUAAGAGUAUUAAUAAAAUUGAAAAUAAAAUUGAUGAAAAAUUUGUUAAUAUAAAUAAUAUUUUUCUUCGCGUUUGCAGCAUAAAAAAAAUGAUAGAAGAAAACAUAAUAUAUGAUAAUACUGAAAUAUUAAAUGAUAAUCAGUGUGAAGAUGUUUCAAAUAUAUUUUGCAAAAAUGUAAUUGAUACUAUAAGAUGUUAUAAAAAUUAUUUAGAAAAUGAGGUAGACAAUAAUUGUUGUUUAGUAAAAGAUGAUAAUUAUAUUUAUACAAAUUUAAAAAAUUUAAAAUAUAUAAAUAAAGAAUUAAUAUUAAAUAAAUUAAAAUUAAUAUUUCUUUAUAAAGGAAUAAAUAUUUAUGAAUGUAUAAUUUUGUUUUCUUAUUUGUUUUAUAAAAAAUCAAAAUAUUUAGAUUUUAACAAAGUAUAUUUAUAUAACACCAUGAAAAAGUUAUCCCCAUGCUUAUGGGAAUUAAACAAGAAAUGUAAUGAUAUUGAAAUGAAAACAUUAUUUUUUUUUAUAAGCAAAAUAUUUAUUUUUCAUGAUUAUUUUAUUUUUAGAAUUAAUAUAUUUUUUUUUAAUUGGUUUAUAUUACAUUUAUAUAAAAUCAAAUUGAAGAAUACAUCAUAUUUAGAAGACAUAAAUAUAUUGAUAAAUAUAAUGACUGGUUUUUUAUCAAAUAAAAAAUUUUUAAAUUACUCUAUAUUAUUUGUAAUAAAUAUAGUCCUUCAUAAAAAUAAUGGAAAAUCAUUAUAUACAGGAUUAAACUAUCCAUAUGUCUGUGCAUUGUAUUUACACUUUUUUUCAAAGAUAAUAUGCUUAUCAAACCAACUUAGAAAAUUUGUUAAAUUAUAUGAGCGAAUGCUCAAAAACACUAACUUAUUUAUUUCAAAAUUAAAACAAGAAAAUGAUAAUAUGAAAAAUACCCCCAAUACAAAUGCUAACAAAAAAAUUCAGUUUAGUUUUAUUGAUGAUGGAAUAGAUAAUAUGAACAAAGAAAAGACUAACAAAUUAUAUAAUGUAAGUAUGAACGUUAUAAGAAAUAAAAGAAAAUCUCAAAAUAUACAAAAUAGUAAUUCCAAAAUUCAAGGAACUGAAAAAAUAUUUUCUCCUAGACAAGAUUUAAUCAUUCUUUAUAUACUAUAUAUGGCUAAUAGUAACUAUUGUAUAUAUGUGAAUAUAAUUAGGCAUAUAUUUCCAAAUAUAAUAAAUUUAAAAGUAACUUAUAACUUUUCAAAAUUAAAAGUAAAGAGUCGAUAUUUUUAUAAAAAAAUUAUUAGAUCUUUAAAUCAUGCAAAAAAAUAUUUGAAACAAUUAAGUAAGAGAAAUAAAAGGGGGAGACGAAAAAAAUGUGAAGAAGCAGAUUUAAAAAAAGAUGAAAAAAUAUUAAAAAAAAAAAAAAAAAAAAAAAAUGAUAUAAAUUAUUCUCAGAAAAAUCUCUAUAAUUCUUAUGAUAAAUUUACAAAUGAAAAUUAUUCUUUUAUUUAUAUAUUUAUUGGAUUGUUGAUUGAACAAAUUUCUUUUAAUUUUAAUGAAAAUAUAUCCUUAUAUUUUCAAAAUGAGAAAAUACAAAAUAUUUAUAAAAAUUUAUUUUUGCAAUUUAAGGGUUAUACAGAUAUUACAUUUAAGUAUAUCAAAUUUUAUUCUAUAAAUUUGAUUAAAAAAUAUAAAAAUAUUUGGUUACGAAAUGUGUUUAAAAUUGUUAAUUUAAAGAAUAAUGGGACAGGAUUAGAUGAUUAUUUUUUGGAAAAUCCUUUAGUAGAUAAUACAAGAAUAUGUCUUGCUCAACAAAAUUGUUUUAUCAAUCCAAAAGAUAGCAAAAUAAACUAUGAUUUUAUGUUGAAAACAGAUGAUCAAUUUAAAAAUUUUGGUGAUAAUUAUGAUAAAAAUAGUGAUAUUGCAUCUCAUAGUACACUUACAAAAGAUGACGAUACAGAAUAUUUGGAACAGUGUGAUGAAAAUAAUAAUUCAUGUCUUUUAAAAAAAAAAAAAUCAUCUCUACUUUCAAAUUUUUCUAAAAAAAAUAAAAAAGGCUAUUAUUUUAUGAAUAAAAGUUUUGUGAAUAGCACUUUUUAUAUAUUGUCUAAAUGCUUGAAAACUUUUAAGAGAAGUAAUAUAUUUAGUAUAGUAUUCGAUUUAUUAUUUUUAAGUUUUAUACAUCAAAUAAAAAAGGAAGAAUUAGCAUCUUUUCUAUGUUACACAUUUUCAAACGAUUACGAAUUAAGUGAAAUCAUUAUAAGCAUAUUAAUUCGACUUGAUACAACUCGGUUAUAUUUACAAAACAUUUACUUUUUGAAUUAUUUUUUGAAGAGAGGUGAAAUUAUGACACGAAAUGGGUGUAGUAUAGACAGCAAGUAUUACAAUUGCAUUAAUUUGAAAGAUGUCGAGAUAAGUUUAGCGGACAUAUAUUCUUUUUAUUUUUCUCAGUGCACCAAAGGAAGCAAAAAUGAAAAGAUAAAAAAUGAAGUAACCAACCAAAUAAACUAUUUUGAUAAGCGAUUGUACACAAAACCAUGCAAAUGUAUGUUUUUGUCAUAUUUAAUAUUUUUUUCUUUAAUUUUUAAAAAUUUUAAAAUGUAUUUUAUGCAUUUCACUAAAUUUUCAUACACCCUAAAAAAGAAAGAGAAAUCUAAACAUGAAAUAAAAAAUGAUGACGCAAAUAUAAAGGAAAUCACUUAUACCAAAAAUGAGCAAAACAAUAACAAUAAUAAAUCAUUUAGUGAAGAAAACAAAUAUAUAUACAUGAUGAUAAAUAAUGGAAAAAUUUUAAUCGACCCAAUAAUGUCUUAUAAUUACAUUGAUGACAGUUGUUACCAUAUUAUAUCUUCCCCAUUUGACAAUUGGAAUAUGUAUGACUUGUUUACAAAUCGGACUAAAUAUUUUAAGCUGGAUAAUUGUGAAAUAUAUGAUGAAAAUUAUGUGUGUGUAGAAAAUGUAAAAAUAGAUAGCGAUACAGAAAAAAAAUAUGAAAUGAUAAAAAAAAAAAAUUGGAAAGAUAGCUAUUUAGAGAAUGGUGAGCCAAAGACUGAAAAACUUGGUAAAAAACAUGAAGCUAUUAAUGAUUUGAAUAAAAAUUGGAAAGAAAUAGAAAAUAGAGAAUUAAAUCUUGAGGAAAUAAUGAUGAUUAUGUACAAAUAUGAUUUAAUUGUGUGUGAACAUGUUUUAGUUUCUUAUUUUUCAAUCGAUAAAAAAAAAAAAAAAAAUAUGAUUUGUACAGGAAUUUUGAAAAAAAAAAAAAAUAAUAAUAAUAAUAAAAGCUAUAUAGAACAGGAGCUUAGUAAUGUAAUAAUUAAUAAACAUAACAAAAUUGAUAAUUUAUAUUUUUUCAAAGAAGAUUUGGCUUAUCAUAUUUUACACGAAUUGUAUAAAUACAAGUCAGGAUAUGGCAAUAUAGAAAUAGGAAAUAUACUUUUAAAAAUAAACGGAAAAAUUUUUAAGGAAAAUGUUGAAAAUAAAAUUGAGUUUAAUAAAAAAAAACGUAGAAGGAAAAAAAGAAAACAAGGUAUUUCAGAAGGAGAAAAUAAAAAUGAUAUAAUAAAUUGUAAUAUUGAUAUGGUUGAACGAGAUCAACGAGAAAUAAUAUACGAAAAAUAUUUACAUGAAAUGAAUAAUAUAAUGAAAUGGAAUAAAAAUAAUAUAGAAUAUAAUAAUAAAAAAAAAAAAAACAUCAAUUUAAAGAGACGAAGAAAUAAAUACACCAAUAUUAUUAUAGAUAUAUAUCCAUUAGUUUUCCUUUCAUUAGUUAAGUUGUUAAAUGGUGUAAUAAUUAUAAAUGAUGAUGUAAAAAAAAAGUCUUUUGACGUAAAAAAUGAGAUUUUCCCAGUUAAUCUUAGUAUAUGUAUAGAUUUUAAUAAAAAUGAAGAAAUUUUUAAAAUACACGAUGCUGAAAUAAAAAAAUAUGACAAAAAUGGAGAAUCAAAAUAUCUUUUUAUGAAAACAUGUCUUUGCAAUGAAGGCAUUACAGGAACAAAGAUAAACUAUCAGAAUGUUGUGAAUAGAAAAAAUAAACAUAGUCAAUUUGAUAAUGAACUGAAUAGAAUGAUAGUAGACAGAAAUGAAGGAACAACCCCAAUUUACCCAAAUGAAAUAACUCAAAAAUAUUUAAUUUACAAAGAAAAAGGAAAAGGAAUGUAUCUAAACUUAAUUGUUAAACUUCUAUAUAAAGAAAUAAAAUCUGACUUUUUUCUUGUUCAAGAAUAUUUUGAUGAAAAAAUAUACAUUUAUAGAAGUUUGCUAAUUAUGUUAAUUUUGAAAUACUUAUCUUUUGGCUAUGGCUUAUUUUAUUUAAAAAAAAAAUUUCUUUUUUUUUUCAUUCAAAGAGUAUUUAGAUUAUUAUGUUUUCGUUUAAUGUCCCUUUUUUUAUCAAAUAUUCAUCUAAGCAAGUUGACUAGCGAAAUAAUUAUUAUUGACGAAUCCCUUUUAGUUAGCUCUUAUAUUUCUCAGUUGAAAAAAAAAAAAAAAAAUCAAAUAAUAAGAGAAGAAGAAAAGCAAAUUAAAAAAAAUAAUAAAAAUAAUGAUUUUCUGCGAAAUAAGUCAUAUAAUAUGUAUAAAAAUUAUUCAGAAAAUUUUUUUUUCAAUUGGAAUUUUGUUGACGAUGUAAAACAUUUAGGAGAAGCCAAUGAAGAUGAUGAAGAUGAAGAAGAUGAAGAAGAGGAAGAAGAUGAUGACUUGGAAAACGAUUUAACAGAUGAGUUGAGCAAACUUAAUGGGCAAAGUGAGGAGGAAGAAAUAAGUUUUGAAGGAAAUAAACUUAGAGGAAAUAUGGAAAGGAAAAGAAAUAAAGAAAAUGAAGGAAAAGAGACACGGGAAAGAGAUAAGAAAGAUUGUAAAAAUUAUCAAGGAUGUAAUUACACAUGUAACUGUAAAUUGAAUAAAAAUAAAAAGAAAAAACAUAUAAUAUACAAACCAUUUGUAGCAUUUGGGAGUUUGGUAAUGACAAAAAAAGAAGUGUUAGAUUUAGGAUUGUUAAAAAAAGAUGAAAUAAAAAAAAAGGAAAAAAUAUAUAUAAAUAAAAGUAUAUUAAAAAAUAAGCAAAAAAUAAAAAAUUCCAAUUUUAAUAGUGGAAUAAAUUUAAAUAUAGAAGAAAAUAAAGAAAGCAUAAACAUGUCAAUUAUAUCAUUAUUAGCUUUGAUGAGCACAUUAAAGAAAAAUGGAAAUACAAAUAUGAUAAUAAAUUUUUAUUUAAAUUUAUUGAUUGAAAAAUUUUUAGAAAAAAAAAAAUAUAUACAUAUAGAUGAUAGCUAUUUAAUAAAUAGCUAUAAUGUAAACUUGGUAAAUCCAUUGAAUAUUGAAAUUAAGAGGUAUUUUUAUAUAUAUGAAAAUAAUUCAAUAAAAAAAAAAAAAGAAUUGAUAAGUAAUGGAUAUAAGUUUUAUUCAUCUGCUUGUACGUUAAAUACUUUUCAAAUAAUAUUUUUCGAAGUUUUAAAAACAUAUUUAAGUUUUAAUAAUAGUAAUUAUCUCGGGGCAUUGAUAUCAAAAAUAGGGCGAUUAAAUAAUAUAUAUAGUGAUAAAAAUAUUCAUUUUAAAAUUAAAAUAAAUAGAUUGUUAUGUAAUAAAUUACACACAUUAAUGUUGGAGCAGUUAAUGAAUAUGAAGUUGAAUAAAAUAGUUACAACAAAUAAAAUAUCAGUGUGUAAAUUUUUUUUUAUUUCUCUAUUAGAUGAAAAUGAAAAUCCAAAUUUCUUUUUAAACAUACCAUAUCAAAACAGACGAAAUACAUCUAUAAUAUCAAAAGAAAUGCAGAUAUAUAAUCUUCAAGUUAAAUGUGAUAAUUUAUCAGUUACAGAACAGUGGCACCAUAAACAGCUAACAUUGAAAAAUGAAAAUUAUAUAUCACCUUGUAUGGAUGUAGAAUUUGAGAAAAAUAAUAAUUAUUGUAAAAUGAAACAAAUACCAUCUACAUCAACUGUGGAACCAAUCAGAGACAAUUCUAAAUCUGAGACUUUAGAGAAAUAUGAAAAACAUGAUUUUAGUAUGAAUAAUAUAAUGGAUAAAGAUGGUACAGAAAAUUAUAAAACAGAUUUAUGCAGGAUUCAAAACGAAAAGGAAAUAAUAAAAGGUAGUGGGGAAUAUAAAAGAAAAGAAAAUGUGAAAAGAAUAUGUCUGAGUCAGUAUAACAACAAUAAUAAUAACAAUAGUAGUAAUGAUAAUACUAUUCUAAAUUCGAAUGAAAAAGGAAGAGUUACCAAUAUAAGGAUUGUAUAUAACCAAAUGUGUAACAUUGGUUAUAAAGAUGAAGGAAGCAGCAUGCGAAUGGUUAAGAACACACUUAUAUAUAUGAAGGAAAAUGAUAUUAACAAAUUGAUUGAUAGUUUUGAAAAAUUAAAUAAAACAAUAUAUGAAUGUAGUAUAUAUAUUUAUAAAAAUAUAUUUGUUAAAGGGAAACCUCAAGAUGUAAUAAAUAAACAGAUUUCAUCUAUUUAUUUAUGGUUUCAAAAUUUUAUGAAUUUGUUAAAAUAUGAAAAAUCAGUUAUACAUCAAUUAUAUAAUAAAUAUCAAGGGACUGGUAUUUACAUAAAAAAAAAUAAUAUUUUAAAUAGUCAUGUUAUAAAAAUUAAUUCAAAUAUAUUAAAUGAAAUUGAAGAAAUGAAAAAAAAUAUAAAACCUUACUUACCAAUUAUAGAAAAAAACUAUUUAUCAAUUAAAUUAAAAGACAAUGAUAAAAAUGCGAAAAAACGUGAUAACCCUAUCGAAUCAAAUUUUAAACAAAAUGAAAUAGAAGAAGAAUAUCAAAUAAAUCCACCAUAUAAUAAAAAACAAGAAAGUUAUAUUGAAGACUAUAAUGAAGACUAUACUGAAUUGAAUUCCUUUAUCGAUUUUAAUAUGGAUAAAUCAUCUGGUAUAUUAUUAGAAGGGAAACAAAAAAAUGAUAUAAUUCACAGUAAUAAUAAAGAGUUAGAAGACGCUGUCAAUUCGGGUACUUUUGGUAUUCAUAGAUUAAAUGAAUAUAAAGUUGAUGAAGAUUGGUUGACAUAUAUCAGAUCAUUGAUAUAG
Plasmodium berghei ANKA is the source of this 10419-nucleotide messenger RNA. RefSeq names its product conserved Plasmodium protein, unknown function. The coding region runs from base 1 to 10419 and encodes 3472 amino acids. The record is from RefSeq and is a predicted model, not a curated record. NCBI's taxonomy places the organism in Eukaryota, Apicomplexa, Aconoidasida, Haemosporida, Plasmodiidae. The transcript has 2 exons.